Molecule: messenger RNA, 752 nt
Organism: Coprinopsis cinerea okayama7#130
Lineage: Eukaryota; Fungi; Basidiomycota; Agaricomycetes; Agaricales; Psathyrellaceae
Product: mitochondrial protein
Exons: 4
Coding region: 5-622 (205 amino acids)
Cellular component (GO): mitochondrion
Source: RefSeq, a predicted model, not a curated record
CACAAUGCUAGCAUCUCGAUUCCGCGUCUCCUCGUUGUACCUGCGAAAUACCCGGCCAAUAUCCUCAACGAGGGGCCUCAAUGACUUUCACUUCGAUACCCACCAUUUCGUCCAGCGGCUGGAACGCGAGGGACUGAACCGUGCCCAGGCAGAAGGUAUCAUGUCUGCCAUGGCUGAAGUCAUUGACGAGAGUAUUCGGAACAUGACGGCCAACAUGGUCACCAAGGCAGAGCAGGAGAAGCAUCAAUACACGCAACAAGUCGAUUUCGCGCAGAUGAAGUCCGAGCUCCAACUUAUGGAGAAGAACGACAUCGCCAUGAUCAAAGCGGAAAACGACCGUCUUGCUGCUGAUAUUGAGAAGCUGAAGCAGAGGUUGCGGGAGGAGAUCAUGCGGACUCAGGCUGGUGUUCGGCUGGAUUUGAACUUGGAGAAAGGCCGGAUGCGGGAGGAGAGCAGCGGUCAGGAGUUGAAAAUCAAGGAGGUGGACACGAGGAUUGAGCAAGAGAUUGCUGGGCUGCGGACGUCGAUACAGUCUUCCAAGGCUGUCACCCUGCAAUACCUCGUCGGUUUCGUUACUGGUGGUGCUGCUCUCCUCAUGGCAUAUCUUCGGUUCCGGUCAUAAUCUUCUACUUCUCGGUCAUCAUUUCACACUCAUUUGCACGAUACGUACGCCCUAAUAAUCGUCCCAUUAAGAUCCAAGCAUGCAUAACCACAUCAUCUGUACACUUAAUCCCAUUUACCCUCCUUCUUGA